AUGGCAUCUGACCAAGCGACUGAUACACUUGCCAAGAUUACAAAAGAACUUACUUGUUCCAUUUGUACAUGCAUUCUUGACGAUCCCAGUGCCUUACAUUGUGGCCAUUCAUUCUGUGGAGCGUGUAUUCAUGCAUGGUUAGGAAACUCGAAAACCUGCCCCAUGUGCCGCGUACAGAUUGUUCGACAACCUGUACAUAUAAACACAGCUGAUCUAAUACGGCCUACACCAUCUUCGAGAAAGAGAUUGAUCCGUGAAAAUUGGGUCGCAUUAUUCCCUAUAGAAAACAAUAUCACCUUUAUUGUGGAUGAGGAUGAGGAUGGCAUCGUUCAUCGUUGUUCCCAAUGCUCCUGGGAGCUAUCAGAAGACAAUUACUGCGUGCGAUGUAAUAUACAAUACGAUGGUGCCUUGCCCAUACGGGACGCUUCAGAGAGAGGCGGAUCCGACAUUGAUUCUGACAUGAACGAGUCCGAAUCAAACUUGGACAGCUUUGUUGUGAGCGAUGAUGAAGUGGAAUUUGAUGACGAUGCGCCUAGUAGCUUUGUCACGCGGAAUAGUAGACGCUAUACAAUUGACGAUCCAGAUGACGAAUCAUUGAGUGGUGGCCUUUCACCAACACACAGUAAUCCGCCAUCAGCAGUGGGCACAAUCGAGAUCAGUGAUGACGAAGAUGUCCCUUCACCUCCAACAAGAUUGAAUCGCAAACGUAGAUUUAUCCUUGAUAGUGACGAAGAAAGUGAUAACGACGUGAUCCAAUACCUCAGUGACAGUGGAACGCCUGAUAUCAACGAAGACCCUUCUGAUAGUGAAGACAAUCUAGACGAAGUUGAAUACAGAAACGCGCCGAGACAUAUAUACUCUCGACCGGAUAUUUCAGAUGAUGAAGAUAGCGAUUUCUACGAGGAUGAUUUCCCUGAAGAUCCAUUCACAAGACCGUCAGACGUUUCUCGAUUCAUUGACGAUGCAGCAGAUGAAGAUGACGAAGAGGAGGAUACAACGCCGCAGCGCCCACAAAAAAUAGACUCCAUUACAGAGACCAUCAACAGAGCCAGAAACCAAAUGGUGCAAAACAAGACAAGCAGUAACAAUGUAAGCAAUGCUGCGGUUGUUGAUAGUAGUAGUAGCAGCAGCAGCAGUAGUAGUGACGAUGACAGCGAUGCCCCUGACUACGAAUUCAUGAUUUCACAGCCUUCAUCAUCUACAUCAGCAGCACCGCCAGUGCAACCAAAGCCACAAACAGAAGAAAGGGAGGCUUUAUCGGCAGCUGUAGUAGCAUCCAAGAAUAAAUUAAAGGAGAAGCGUAAACGAGCCAAAAAAAACAGAAAGAACAGAGCAAAACAGGCUAAAAAGAAGCAUAAGUCUAGCGAAUAG
Molecule: messenger RNA, 1371 nt
Organism: Mucor velutinosus
Lineage: Eukaryota; Fungi; Mucoromycota; Mucoromycetes; Mucorales; Mucoraceae
Gene: ADO1
Product: adenosine kinase
Exons: 6
Coding region: 1-1371 (456 amino acids)
Biological process (GO): protein polyubiquitination; ubiquitin-dependent protein catabolic process
Molecular function (GO): ubiquitin protein ligase activity
Source: RefSeq, a predicted model, not a curated record